Messenger RNA from Fulmarus glacialis (Northern fulmar), 534 nucleotides. Its product is annotated as cAMP-specific 3',5'-cyclic phosphodiesterase 4D-like. Gene Ontology annotation, cellular component: nucleus; perinuclear region of cytoplasm; cytosol. Gene Ontology annotation, molecular function: 3',5'-cyclic-AMP phosphodiesterase activity. NCBI's taxonomy places the organism in Eukaryota, Metazoa, Chordata, Aves, Procellariiformes, Procellariidae. The annotation marks the transcript as partial. Gene Ontology annotation, biological process: signal transduction. The record is from RefSeq and is a predicted model, not a curated record. The transcript is spliced from 5 exons.
UCUGGUCCCCAGGAGCUGGAGGACACCAACAAGUGGGGGCUCAAUGUGUUUAAAGUCGCUGAGUACUCGGGCAACCGCCCGCUGACGGUCAUCAUGUACAGCAUCUUCCAGGAGCGCGACCUGAUGAAGACCUUCCGCAUCCCCGUCAACACCUUCAUCACCUACAUGCUGACGCUGGAGGACCACUACCACGCCGACGUGGCCUACCACAACAACAUCCAUGCUGCUGACGUGGCUCAGUCCACCCAUGUCCUCCUCUCCACACCAGCACUGGAGGCUGUCUUCACGGACCUGGAGAUCAUGGCUGGCAUCUUUGCCAGCGCCAUCCAUGAUGUUGAUCACCCCGGUGUCUCCAACCAGUUUCUCAUCAACACCAACUCGGAGCUGGCGCUGAUGUACAAUGACGCCUCGGUGCUGGCCACGGACAUGUCCAAGCACAUGAAUCUGCUGGCGGAUUUGAAAACCAUGGUGGAGACCAAGAAGGUGACCAGCCUGGGGGUGCUGCUGCUGGACAACUACUCCGACCGGAUCCAG